AGGUCAGGAGGGAAAGGACCCCAGGGAGUGGGAGCCACAGCCACAAACCUGGGACUCCUUUUCAAGGAAGUCCUCGCUAGGACCAGUGGGGCUCAGUGAAUGCUGCUGCAUAGAGGGUGGGACUGUCUAGUUCCUGCAGGCUGGAGGUGAUCCUGCUGUUCCACUUGAUGUGGUGGGCUCGCGCCCGUCAAGAGCAAGCGUUGGGAUUCUGCAGUCCCAGUGGUCAGUUGAGAGCCACCCUCGAACAGGUCAGGAGACACCAGGCUCCUCUCUUGAGCUGGGCCUGUUCAGGGACUGCAGGCAAGGCUAGGCCAGAGGAAGCUGAGAACUGCUGCUAACAACCAUGGCAGCACCUGGACAAAAAGCCAAGAGGGGCAAGGAAGAUAGAAAAGGAUUUCGAGGCUACAAGUGGGAAUUCAAAGACAGCAAUAAAGACUUCUGGACGCAGGGACAUGCAGAGACCAAGUCUCUGAGUGUGAUCUGCAUAAUGAUUGCACUGAUCUGUUUCCAAAGAGUGGCCACGCACCCCAUGCUGAUCCUGCUCCUCACAAUGGAAAUGUCAAUUAUUUCUUUCUUCUUUUUCCUCUACUCCUUUGCCAUCAACCGAUACAUUCCCUUCAUCUUCUGGCCUAUGAUGGAUCUCAUGAAUGACCUGUUCAGUACCUGCUUCCUCAUAUAUGGUGUAGUCUUUGCUCUUUCAGCAAGACGAGAAUAUCCAGAGGCCUACUUAACUGCUAUGAUCUUCACGGCACUUGCUGCAUUUUUAACUCUCGUUGACCUGUGUCUUCAGAGGAGACAAUUCAAAACCAGAAAGCUUCGAAGGUAUAUUCUACUUGCCCCAGACCAGGCUGGCAAGAUGCAAGACCCGAAACUCCUGGCAAUGCUGUUGGCCAAAGAGGAUGAGGAAGAAGAGCAAAGGAGGCUGGCAGAGAAAGCAAAGAAGGCGCAGGAGGAUCCUGGGUGGUGACAGGUCAGGGAGAGCUGUAAACUCUGCAGCCAGGCUUUUCUCCUCUCUCCCUUUGUCAGCUUUCUAGCAGAGUCUUCCAUCAAUAAACACAUCCUGGAAAAGA
Messenger RNA from Grammomys surdaster, 1070 nucleotides. It is a transcript of the gene Cmtm2, whose product is annotated as CKLF like MARVEL transmembrane domain containing 2. The transcript is spliced from 4 exons. Bases 344 to 967 code for a protein of 207 amino acids. Gene Ontology annotation, cellular component: membrane. NCBI's taxonomy places the organism in Eukaryota, Metazoa, Chordata, Mammalia, Rodentia, Muridae. The record is from RefSeq and is a predicted model, not a curated record.